AUGCGGAGUCCGGCGAGUCGUCGCCGCGGGUCGCGUGAUGUGGACUUUGAAAAUCCUCAACCGUGGGAGGAUCAUCAGACGUCGGCGAGUGCAACGAACAACUAUAAAGUCAAGGUGAUGUGCAGCUAUGGAGGUAAGAUUCUUCCUAGGCCUCAUGAUAACCAGUUGUCUUACGUCGGUGGAGAGACGAAGAUCUUAGCUGUUGAUCGUUUAGUGAAAUUUGGAGCUGUAAUGGCGAAGUUAACGCAGUUGUGUGAACAUGGAGAGGUGUGUUUAAAGUACCAGUUGCCAGGUGAAGAUCUUGACGCGUUGAUCACUGUUACCAAUGACGAUGAUCUUGAACAUAUGAUGCAUGAGUAUGAUAGGUUGAACAGAGGUUCGUCUACUCCGGCGAGAUUGAGGCUUUUUCUGUUUCCUGUUAGUGGUCAAAGUCCGGCGCUGACUCCGAAUCAUAGUUUCGGUUCGACUGAUCAGGGGAGAUCGGAACGGGAACGGUUUAUGGAUGCUUUGAAUUCUGGUCAUCUUCAGCCCAGUACGCCACCGUCGGUGCCACAGCCACCGCCUCAUGGUAAUAUCAAUAUGGAACUCAUGUUCAGUUCCGAAAUGCCACCGCCGCCACCUGUAGCGGCGUCAAGAACUCAGCAGGUUCAUCAACAGGAGCAAGAAUUUGUGGUUCAAGAUGAACGUCGGAUGGAAUCCGAUCAGAUCCAGAAACAUAUCCACGAUCUACAAAGAUUGCGAAUUGCAGAAGAGCAACAACCGGGUCUUUACCGGAAACCAAGCGAUGACAAUCUCGCCGGCGCCGGUUACGGAGACUACUACGUCCAGAAAAUGACAGAAAAGGUCGCUCCGGCGACACAACCGGGAACUGCACCAUCUCCGGCGACUGGAUACCAAAUCUCCGGCGGAUUUCCAGCAUCAACGAUUUCACAAGAUCAACAACCCGUUUACAUGAUUCAAACUCCGGCGGGUAUGUUUCACGCGCCGCCUCCGGUCAAUCAUGGGCAAGGUUAUUACGUCCAGAGGAUGCCAACUGACGUGUAUCGAGAUCAACCGAUGUAUAAUGUUAUGCCACCAGUACAACAGGUGGCGACUCAACAAACCACCGUGUCGACACAGGCACAGCAGCAGUUUCUACCACAGAAAGUAGCCACGUAUACAGAAGGCUACCGGAUGGUCCAAUCAACCACCGCCGGGACAGAUCAUGGUUAUACUCCGGUGGGGUAUGAGAACGGGACUGGGAGGCAGAUUUACUACACCAACCAGGGCACGGUGGUCGGACAACAGCAACAAGCCCAACAACCACAACAGACAUUGCAACCAACUGCACAACAGUAUCAAGGAAUGGUGGCGUUAAAUCAAGAGGGUGGUGCUAAGGUUGCUCCGGUGAAUAUGAAAGAAUUUAUAUAA
Molecule: messenger RNA, 1410 nt
Organism: Lactuca saligna
Lineage: Eukaryota; Viridiplantae; Streptophyta; Magnoliopsida; Asterales; Asteraceae
Source: the annotation of a GenBank genome assembly